This is a messenger RNA of Entrophospora sp. SA101, 231 nucleotides long. NCBI's taxonomy places the organism in Eukaryota, Fungi, Glomeromycota, Glomeromycetes, Entrophosporales, Entrophosporaceae. The record is from the annotation of a GenBank genome assembly.
AUGGACUCUUCUAAUAUUAAUAUUUAUGAAUAUGAAGGUUUUAUAGAUGCAGAGGAUGAGGAUGAAUUCAAUUUUUUUUUGAAACAGAAUGAACAUGAAGAAUUUGAGGAUUCUGAAGUAACUAAUGUUAAUGAGAAUAUUGACACCUUUGCUUCAACUGAUAUUAUUGAAAUCAGUGAUGAUAUAAGAGAAGAAAAUAGUACCGAAGAAUCUACAAGUAUAUUCGCCUGA